GAUGGAUUGUUGAACAUGUCUGCGUCUAUGGUUUUGCAGCUCCAACACUCACCUUACGAAUUUCUUGCUGGAGCAGAGGUACUAAAUAAGUGUCCAGGAAACAUUAUAAAUGAAAUUUGCCAGGCAGUAAUAUCAGAGCUUCAUGCACCUAUUGAUGAAGUCUGCGUAACAGCCAUAUGUCAAAAAUGUCACCAGUUAGGGUCAAAACUGACAUCUACAGAUAUACAGAUGGCUAGCAGUGCACUUCAGUUUUUAUUCAGGUCGUCUGCAAAGACUGGUGUAACAGCAGAGGAGCUAGUAAAGAACUUGAAGUGGAGUAUGUCGUGGAGUGAUGUGGCCAUCAGUGUAAUUGGAAGUGUCUGGGAUGAACACUCGGGGCAAAUAAAGAUGCAUAGUCUAAGGGACUGUGUGCAGUGUGAAACUAGUGUUAGCAAGCUGAUUGACCUUCAGUGGAAGCUUGGCAUUGCUAUGGCAUCCGAUUCCUGCAGGAACCUUGGUGCCCCCUAUGUCACCGUUAUACUUAAAUUGGCCGACUCCUCGGGAAAGGUCAAACAGAUGAUCUUUGAGAUGUCCAUUCCAAAAUUCACAGAUUUUUCUAGACGGCUAGGAGAAAUGGCAACGGUUAUGGAGACCAUGUAGCCUGCAUUUGAGAUGUUACUGCAAUCGGCAUAUGUGUGUGAUCACGUGGCAUGUUUUAGAUACACACAUAUAUCAACAGAUGCAGCAAUGACACAACCAGUGUUGACUGGUACAUGAUACGUCAGUUGCUAAGGUGAAACCACACAUCCUGUUGUCAUUAGUGGGUUAGGGUAGUACUUGUGCUAUUUUUGGCUGGGUAACACAACUAGAGUACCGAAGGUGAUGCUGACAAUGAUUGUACAGCAUAUUGCUACCCUACCAUGAGAUGUAGUACUAUACAGUGCUGAAGGGGAAAGAAAUUUCCUGGUAUUUAAUUGGGACUGCUUGAGAAUGAUAUUUACAUCUUCUCUUGAAAAGGAGAAAGAACAAAUGCCGCAGAGCGACAGCGCUCACCUGGCGGUAGGUGUUCUGAUGCUAAACUCACUGGCAAACGAAUGAAGAGCAC
Priapulus caudatus is the source of this 1084-nucleotide messenger RNA. RefSeq names its product COMM domain-containing protein 6-like. Bases 16 to 639 code for a protein of 207 amino acids. The record is from RefSeq and is a predicted model, not a curated record. The transcript has 7 exons. Gene Ontology annotation, molecular function: NF-kappaB binding. NCBI's taxonomy places the organism in Eukaryota, Metazoa, Priapulida, Priapulimorpha, Priapulimorphida, Priapulidae.